Diorhabda sublineata is the source of this 1743-nucleotide messenger RNA. RefSeq names its product 28S ribosomal protein S28, mitochondrial (gene mRpS28). Gene Ontology annotation, cellular component: mitochondrial small ribosomal subunit. Lineage: Eukaryota; Metazoa; Arthropoda; Insecta; Coleoptera; Chrysomelidae. The coding region runs from base 16 to 600 and encodes 194 amino acids. The transcript is spliced from 5 exons. The record is from RefSeq and is a predicted model, not a curated record.
AUUCGCAGUUAUGGAAUGAAAGAAUCAUCACUCAGUGUAAGAAUCAUGGAAGAGUGGUCUGAGUUCUCAUCCCAGGUCUUCGUACAAAUUGUUAAAGGGAAUGUUAGUAAAAUUGAAUGGCUAUAUAAAUCACGACCUCAAGUCCUAUUAUCUUCACACAAUAAGUUAUGCUCAUCAGAUGCAACCAAAGAGGACCAUACAAAAAAGUCAGGAUAUGCACAAGCUUUUACAAAAUUUGAGAAUUUAGAAGGUGAUAUAAAAAGCAACACAUCGCAAACUUUUGCAUCAUUACUAAGGAACUCCAGGUUGAUGGACAUGGGAGAUCCAGAGGGAAAAAUGGUUAUUGGAAAAAUAUAUCAUAUAGUGAAUGACGAUCUGUACAUAGACUUUGGAUGGAAAUUUUAUUGCGUUUGUCCUAGACCAAAAAAUAAUGCCAGUAGUUACAUAAGAGGCGCUAAAGUCAGGUUGAUAAUUAAAGAUUUAGAAUUAUCAUCAAAAUUCUUGGGAUUCGAGAAAGAUUUGACUCUGUUAGAAGCUGACUGUCAACUUAUAGGAUUACAACAAGAUAGAGGUUCAAGUGUACAAAAUGUCAAAAAUUAGUGUUUUAAAUUAUAUAUUACGAAUAAUAAUUGUGAAUUAGACACUUUUUUGUUAAUGGCAAGAAUUUUGUUACAAAUAUCUACAGUAUUUUGUGUUCAUGUUAAUAUAAAUCAAAAGCAAAACAUAUUAUUUGACACCCCCUAUAUCAGAAAUUAAUGUUUAUAUUUCAGAUUAAAAAUGGAAGUUAUCUCUUCAAAUAUUUUAGUAAAUUGAAACGACAAUAGUUCAUUUAAUAGAAGUUCUCAAAACCUAUCCUUUACACAUUUUCCUCUGGAAACUAAUCACGAAUAUAAUUGAACUAAUUAAAUAAAGUAUUUAUCAAUAACAACAGUGUUGUGAUUCUGAUUCUUUGAGAGGCAAAUAAAUAAAUCAACUCUUGACUGUUCAAAAUUACUAAUAGGUCAGCUAAAUAUCAUUUCCACAGCUUUUGUAGCUUAUUGUUUUUAUUUGUCAUGUUUUUAUUUUAUUUUAUGAUUAAUAUAUGAUUUAUUUACAAGAGCAAGAGUAUAAAGAUAGGUUCAUUAUGCAAUUUUUGACUAAACUGAUUUUUUUUAUUAGAAAAUGUUCGGAAAAACUUCUGUCAAAUCAAACUACUCUUACUAGAUGUAAUUUUAUGCUCACCUAACUUAUUUCAUCUUUAUUCAAAAGUUCAUUAUAAGUGGUAAAGUCAGUUGAAAAAAUUAAGUUUGGUACAUCAUGUAUCUAAGCCUACAGUGAUAUUUUUUUUAUUUUACACGAGUUUUUUAUAUCCAGCGUUCAACGUUGAAAAUUACUCCACGAGUUUUAGGAUUUUCAUGCAACUUUGAACACUUGUGACGCCAAUAAGUUAAGUUUCUUGUAACAAUUUAUUAGUAAUGACUUAUAAACUAUACCAAGUUAGUGGUUUGCUGAUAGCAAUUUCAGAUGUUCGUUUCAACCCUUCAAAAAACCAUCUUUGGUAAGGUGACGAUUCUGCGCAAUGUUCCAACCGACUUCGGUAUCGUUUGUGAACCGUUUCUGGGGAUGGUCUUCUCGAUACUUGGUUGACAGCAACAAACCUCAUGAAAAUCCUUACAGGGGAAAGGUAGAGAGAAAUUUUAGAAUUUGAGGUUUGCAGCUGCUGGGGAAUAGGGUUGAAAAAAAGUGGGACUUCAUAAGUUAUAU